UAAAUGUAUGAUGGGUCAGUGGAACUGCAAGGACUUGCCCUGCCCUGGGAGGUGUUCACUGGAAGGAGGCUCCUUUGUCACCACGUUUGACUCUAGAUCGUACAGGUUCCACGGGGUUUGCACUUAUGUUCUGAUGAAGAGUUCCAGCCUGCCACACAACGGAACCCUGAUGGCUGUUUAUGAAAAGUCUGGUUAUUCCCAUUCUGAGACAUCACUCAGUGCUGUGAUUUACCUGUCCACAAAGGACAAAAUUGUGAUUUCUCAGAAUGAACUCCUUACUGAUGAAGAUGAGCUCAAGCGACUUCCUUACAGAUCAGGAGACAUCACUAUUUUCAGACAGUCCUCCAUGUACAUCCACAUGUACACAACCUUCGGGCUGGAGCUUGUUGUCCAGACAUCACCCGUGUUCCAGGCCUACGUGAAGGUUGGGUCACAAUACAGAGGCAGAACCCUUGGUUUGUGUGGCAACUACAACGGAGACACUACGGAUGACUUCAUGACCAGCAUGGAUAUCACCGAAGGGACAGCCUCCCUCUUUGUGGAUUCCUGGAGGGCAGGAAAUUGCCAUCCUGCUUUAGAGAGAGACACUGACCCUUGUGCUUUGAGCCAACUGAACAAAAUAUCUGCUGAGACUCACUGCUCCGUUCUUACCAAGAAGGGUACAGUGUUUGAGAAAUGCCACGCUGUGGUGAACCCUCUUCCUUUCUACAAGAGAUGUAUCUACCAAGCCUGUAAUUAUGAAGAGACCUUUCCUUACAUUUGUUCUGCUCUGGGAUCGUAUGCACGAACAUGCAGCUCAAUGGGUUUGAUCCUUGAGAACUGGAGAAACAGUAUGGACAACUGCACCAUUACUUGUACUGGCAAUCAAACCUUCAGCUACAACACUCAGGCAUGUGACAGGACGUGCUUGUCACUCUCCAACCGAGCCCUGGAAUGUCACCCAACUGACAUCCCUAUCGAGGGCUGCCACUGUCCCAAAGGAACGUACCUCAACCACAGAAACGAGUGCGUCCGCAAAGCUCACUGUCCCUGCUACCUGGAAGACAGAAAGUACAUCCUGCCUGACCAGUCAACACUCACUGGUGGGAUUACCUGCUACUGUGUUAAUGGCAGGCUAAGCUGCACAGGCAAACCCCUAAAUCCUGCAGAAAGCUGCAAAGCUCCUAAGAAAUACAUAUCAUGUUCUGACAGUUUAGAAAACAAGUAUGGAGCUGCGUGUGCCCCCACCUGUCAGAUGCUGGCUACUGGAAUUGAAUGUAUACCCACGAAGUGUGAGUCAGGCUGUGUCUGUGCCGAUGGGCUGUACGAGAACCUGGACGGGAGGUGUGUUCCAGCCGAGGAGUGUCCCUGUGAAUAUGGGGGUCUUGCUUAUGGCAAAGGUGAACAGAUCCAAACUGAAUGUGAGAUCUGCACUUGCACAAAAGGCAAAUGGAAAUGUGCUCAGAAGUCAAGGUGCUCCUCGACCUGUAACCUGUAUGGAGAAGGUCACAUCACCACCUUCGACGGGCAGCGUUUUGUGUUUGAUGGCAACUGUGAAUACAUACUGGCCAUGGAUGGCUGCGGUGUCAACAGACCUGUUUCCUCUUUCAAAAUCGUCACUGAGAAUGUCAUCUGUGGGAAAUCAGGGGUUACGUGCUCCAGAUCCAUCAGCAUCUACCUUGGGAAUUUGACAAUCAUACUGCGAGAUGAAACCUUCACUAUUUCUGGGGAAAAUCCUGGAAUACAAUAUAGAGUGAAAAAUAACGCCCUUCACCUGAUGUUUGAUGUCAUUAUCCCAGGAAAAUACAACAUGACCCUUAUCUGGAAUAAGCACAUGAACUUCUUCAUCAAGAUCUCCAGAGAAACACAG
Merops nubicus (carmine bee-eater) is the source of this 1849-nucleotide messenger RNA. It is a transcript of the gene MUC6, whose product is annotated as mucin 6, oligomeric mucus/gel-forming. The annotation marks the transcript as partial. NCBI's taxonomy places the organism in Eukaryota, Metazoa, Chordata, Aves, Coraciiformes, Meropidae. The transcript has 14 exons. Gene Ontology annotation, cellular component: extracellular matrix. The record is from RefSeq and is a predicted model, not a curated record.